Boeremia exigua is the source of this 1676-nucleotide messenger RNA. RefSeq lists its product as uncharacterized. NCBI's taxonomy places the organism in Eukaryota, Fungi, Ascomycota, Dothideomycetes, Pleosporales, Didymellaceae. Bases 137 to 1537 code for a protein of 466 amino acids. The record is from RefSeq and is a predicted model, not a curated record. The transcript has a single exon.
CCUCACCUCAUCAACAACGCUCCUUCAACGCCAUGUUCACUCCCGCCAUGUAACAUCAGCACCAUAGCUCUAAUAUCUAAUAGAUCAUACCGAUGCCUAUCCUCACUUUACACGGAAUAUCUCAUCGACCGCCGCGAUGCACAUCCCCCUUUUCAGGAUAUGGUACUCGACGACGUACACAACGCUCCUUAUCAUACUUCUGAUCUUGCUGUGUGUGUCGCCUGGCGACAUAAUAUACCAGACUAUCAAGACCAAUGAGAUCCCGAAGCUCUUUGUUAUUGGCGGAGUCUAUCUGCUCACGGCGAUAAUCAUAAUACUCAUCUACUCGACCCGCGUCUACACGAAUCGCAGCGUCCUGCAGGCAAUACCGAAGCCAUACUUGCCGGUGGAGGAAGGCGAAGUGGGAAAAAUGGUUCGCAGGAUGAUCGUAAAACAACUCAGGCGGAGUGCGAUCGUGGCAUGGGACUCGCGACCGAGGGACAUUAGGGGUGAAGCUGAUGCGGGCGAGGACACAGACGAGGAGCAGGAUGAGGGCAGACCAGUCACAUCAGAGAGGGAGAAGGAGAAAGAAAAGGCUAAGAAGCGUAAGAGUGGUCAUGGUGUAUGCGAUGCCACGAUUCUUCAUAUCAACGCAAAGUCGCCGCCAUGGGGGCACAUCUCUAAUCCAGGUUGGGCCUCACCAGCGUCUCCUGACCUGCCGAAUCUGCAGUACUGGAGCGUCAUAUGCGAGCUGCCCAACCUUAUUGAAGCAAAGGCAGUCUCUCUUGCGCCACCCGAUCCAAACGUCGAGACAGGCUCUGUUCGUUUCCCACACGAGACGCCCCUGCUCCCCGAUGCGCAAAUUGUCACACUACUCCAGCGCCCACGAGCAAUGGGUCUGCGAUCUUACCUCUCCCGUCUAUCUGAGCUGGGUCUCCUCAAUCCACCCACACUCGGUCCGGUCUUCCUCGCACAGUACGAACACGCUCGCUUCUCGACUGAAUGUCUGACCGAGACUCAGUUCGAAGACAUAAUGUCCGUAUUCGCCGACAUUCUCAACGGUAUGACAGAGCUCGAUCCAGAUGUGGUGGAAGACCUGCGUGCGCAGAGCAUAUACAGCGACACACGCAGCCUCGCACCCACGCAAUCGUCGAGCUCAGGAAGAUCCAUAUCCAGCAGCAGCAGCUCUUCGCACUCACUACCGCUGUACCGUACUCCUAAGCUCGCGCAUCAGCCCUCCUCGUCUUCCUUCUCCAGCGGUCGUAGCGGUAGCAGUGGCGCCAGCCCACACUCGCCGCAAACACUCCGCACUGCGCCUUCGCGCCAGGCGCAACGAAGCUCUGGUAUCUACGGCACGCCACGUACAACAUCAAUGGUGUCUUUUCAGACUCUGUCCGAUAGAGGAUCGGUGUUGAUAAGAGAGCCUCGGCGCAGCCCAAGCACGCUGUUGCCAAACUCGUCCACGAGCUCGCUGGGAUCGGGGAGGAGCGUGAUCAGGCUGCAUCCGAAUCCAAGUGAGGGUGAAUUGCCGUACCAGUACGAUAUACAGGCAGGCUGAAAGAGACGAUGGGCUGAGGCACAUACCAACUACAACACGCCACUAAGUCGUCGUGUCGCAAUCGCCAUGGCCGAUGCAUAGGAUGAGCGAAUCUUCGGCAUCGGGAUCGGCAUCGAAGCCCUUGCAAGAAAAGCAUAGU